Cyprinodon tularosa is the source of this 2011-nucleotide messenger RNA. RefSeq names its product synaptogyrin-3-like. Gene Ontology annotation, cellular component: neuromuscular junction; synaptic vesicle membrane. The transcript is spliced from 4 exons. Lineage: Eukaryota; Metazoa; Chordata; Actinopteri; Cyprinodontiformes; Cyprinodontidae. The coding region runs from base 227 to 940 and encodes 237 amino acids. The record is from RefSeq and is a predicted model, not a curated record.
CGUCUGGCUGAAAAGUAACCACGAUUAUCGAUAAACCAGUAAAACAAAAACACGGAUUGGUUCAGAUGUAGGAGCUGAAGUUGGUCCUGAUGCUGCAGCUUCAGAUGCUUCGGUGACGCGCUGUGACUUCAUCCGGAGGCUGGAGGAGGGACCCCACCGCUCCGAGCUGCUCUCACCGACUCCUCUAGCUCUCUCAGCCGCUCUCAGGCAGCUGAACAUCGGAGGGAUGGAGGCAGCGGGCGCGUACGGCGCCAGGAAGGCCGGAAGCGUCCCUUUUGAUCCGGUCGCCUUUUUCACACACCCUCGCACCAUCCUCAGACUGCUGUCGUGGGUUUUCUCCAUUGUGGUGUUUAGCUGCAUUGUGAACGAGGGCUACAUCAACAUCGGUAGCGAGCGUUUGCUAUGUGUCUUCAACAAAAACGCUGAUGCCUGUAAUUAUGGCAUGACAGUGGGCGUGGCCUGUUUCCUUGGCAGCAUCUGUUUCCUGAUUCUCGAUGUUUACUUCCCUUCCAUGAGUAACCUCAAUGACCGAAAACGAGCCGUGCUGCUAGACCUCAUCUUUUCUGGGGUGGCCAGCUUUCUGUGGUUUGUUGGAUUCUGUUUUCUGGCCAAUCAGUGGCAGGCCACAUCUCCAGAUGAGCUGCCAUUGGCCCAGGGCUCAGAUGCUGCCAGAGCCAUCAUCGCUUUCUGCUUCUUUUCGAUCCUCAGCUGGGCUGUGUUGACACUAAGUGCGCUCCGACGCUACAUGACCGGCAGCAAAACAAACUUAUUCACCUGGCAGCACCUUGACCCUCCUCCAAGAAACGUCCGAGCCACUCCGUACCCCAUCCCCAACGGCGGCACCAUCGUAACCACCAACCCCUACCAAGCUCCACCCUUCACCGAAACCCUGGACCCCCAGAAACUCACACAGCAGAGACCUGUGGCUCCUGCUUUUUAGAUACGGAAAGUGGGGAGGUGAUCUGAAUGAAACAACACAUUAAGCUGGAAAUGAGGACCACCAGCCCUACUGGUUUUAGCGCGUUUCCAUCCCCUCCAGGGAGAGGUGGGAUUCUGGGUCAAGUGAUGUAACAUCUAUUCUCACCAUGGCAACAGCUGGCUAAGCUUAAUUAGUUCUAAACACUUGUUCUGUACACACACAAAUAUUGAUGCUUGCGAGCGCAGAUGUAGUCACUCACCACCUGAAACCACAUGUACAGAUUCACACAGAGAAACAUCCUGGCUGCAUGUUCGUAGGAUGAAGUGCAGAAAAAGAGAAUUAGAUCAGUGAUGAUGCUUUACUUGCCUCACGAAUGAACUUAGCGGGUGGGACGUAAAAUCUUUGUCGCUCUUUAAUAAACACAAGCCAAUGGCUGAAAUUAUGACCAGGAUAUUGUGAAAUUAACGAGGAAAGCAACAGAAAAUGCAGGAAAUGCUACCAUUUCUUGGCAGAACUGCUUAUUAUAGUUUCAGUGUUAGAAAUGAAUGUGUUUGAAUAUUUUAUUGUGAUCUGUUGAACUGGUUAGAAAAGGAAAUAAACUGUAGUCAUCCACACCAUGAUCCAAACUGUGAUUCUGCCUCUGUUCACAUGGUUUUAAAAUGUUCUCUCUCUCUUAUUUUUGCUAUAUUUGAUCUUAGGAACAGUUUUGAAAGUAAUUUAAUAUUGUGAACGACAUCUGAGGAUGUGUCUGGCAUAUUAAUCAACAUCUGCUGGAAGCCCAUAAUUAGAUAGAGAUGAGCUGAAUUCAUUAGCAGUAUUGAAGGCAGCUGCUGAAUGUUGGUCGUAUUUUUAGAUUGUAGGGCACAAACGGGAUAGAAAUCAGCUUUUUCUGUCAGUUUUUGGGAUGAAAAAGAAUCAGAAUGAAGAGUCAUAUGAAAGUUAGACAGGAAGUGGUUUUAUUCCAGCUCUGUCCAAUCAUGUACAUCUUGCUGAGUAUCCUUUACUGCUAUUAUCCAGACAUUCAGAAAUGUAGAAAUGCAGCUUUCUAAUAUCACUCCUGUAUUUUUAAUAAAAUAUAACCUCUAAAAACUG